Messenger RNA from Vicia villosa (hairy vetch), 1304 nucleotides. RefSeq lists its product as uncharacterized. The transcript is spliced from 3 exons. The coding region runs from base 82 to 1134 and encodes 350 amino acids. The record is from RefSeq and is a predicted model, not a curated record. Lineage: Eukaryota; Viridiplantae; Streptophyta; Magnoliopsida; Fabales; Fabaceae.
UCUUCCUUUUUCUUCCUACAAUCAAUCUUGCGCUCAAAUCUCGCUCUGUGUACUUUUACUACUGUCAAUCAAUUUUCAACCAUGGAGACUCCUUCAUCAACCACAAGAAGAGUCACAAGAUCACAAGCUAUCGCCUUGUCUGCUUCCAACACCAACAACAUUCCACUUUCUUCGAGGAAGAUCGAUGAUUCUGAGAAGAGCCUGUCGAAAUCAAGACAAAGAAAGGGGCAAGUGCAACAACAAGAUCGGUGUGCGCUGAUCGACAUAUCGAAUGAUUCUCCGAUCGUUGGGCUUGCGAAUGGUGAGAUCGAGACUCCGUUGUCGAGUAUUGCGAAACAGCGGGGAAGCCGAAUGAAGAAGACUCCUGGUUCUGGUGAAGCUUUAUUGAGGGGUCAGGUGAAGACUCUUCUGCAGAAAGUUGAAGAGGAAGCUGAGAUUUCAAAACUCACAAUGGAAACUCGUCCUUUUCUUGGAUUUGUUAACUCUCCAAUGCAUCUUCUUGCACCAACUCCUGCAAAUACCCCUCAAAUCCCCAACGUCAACAACACUGCUGCUGGAUUCUCAGAGUUCUCACCUUCUUCUGUUGUCCAAGAACAUCUCAUUCCUCAGGUGGUGAAUGGAGAAGCUGUUGGCAAGAAUGAAGAGAAGAUUGAAUCUGAGAAGAGUGUGUUGAGUCCAGUGCUGUUGGAUUUCUCAGACAAAUCUGAGGUGACAGAAGAUUCUAAGAUGGGGUCGACAGAAGAUGAUGGUGAUUCCAUUUGGUCGAUUCAAGUGAAUGCAAGUACACAUGAUGAUGAAGAUGAAGAUGAGGAAAUAGGUGAAGUUGAAUAUGAUGAGGAGGAGGAGGAUGAUUACUAUGAAGGUGUUGAUGAAGAGGAAGAGUAUGAUGAUGAUGGAGGGCUGUUACUUGAUGAACUAUGUGAGGGUUUGAGCAACAUUGGAAUGAAUGAAAAGGUUGUUCCGAAAUUUGCUGGGAAACAUACUAGGUUUGUGUAUGGUAGUGAUGAUGAAGAUGAGAUUGUGGAAGAGGUUGUUGAAGAAAAUGCUGGUUCAAAUUCUGAGGUGCUGCAUUUGAAAGGAUUGCCAACUCCAAAAGGGAAGCACAUCCGUUUUGAGGAAGAGGAAGAAAAUUGAUUUGUGAAUUGUGGUUUUUUUGUGUUUUGUUGUUGAUUGGUUGUCUCUCUUUUGACACCUGUUUUUGGUUUUUGAUUCUUUUAAUCAGAAUGGAGCUAGUGAUAGGACCAUAAAUAUGUGUGGUUGAACUGAAAGCUCUAAUAAAAAUUGUUUGUUUCAUUACUUUGAAA